Molecule: messenger RNA, 661 nt
Organism: Prorocentrum cordatum
Lineage: Eukaryota; Dinophyceae; Prorocentrales; Prorocentraceae
Source: the annotation of a GenBank genome assembly
CGGGUGACGACGAGGGCGAAGCCGUCGUGGCGCGUGGCGAGGUCUGGAAAGCCGCGGCACGGCACGGCGGCGCCGCGCGAGACGGCGGAGAGAAAGCGUGCCCGCCACAGGUCACGCCAAGGGGGAGCCGGCUGGUGGCGCUGGAGGGUGCUGCCCGUGCCCUCGGCCCAGCGCUGCGGCCGAGAUGCUGCACGCAGCCGCUGCAGAGGAGGAGGAGGAGGAGGAGGAGGAGGAGGAGGGAGAGGGAGGUGACGAGGAGCCAGCGGGUGUCCCCCCGACUCGGCACGAAGCACGAGUGCGACAGGGCCCUGAUGUGAAACCGCAGCUUGGACGUGAGGGGAGGGCGGCGAAUGACCAGGACGUUGCCUGCGCCCCUCGGGUAGCUGCCCACAUCGAAUUCGUGAAGCUGCAGCGCCUCCGGCCUCUCGCGUGGGGUCUGCAGGUGCACGGCGUGCUUCUGCCCUGCGCGGCGCUCAAGCAUGAGCUGGCCUGCUGUCAAGCCUGCCUCCGUCCCAAACUCCUCGCGAGAAGGGGGGAGGGCGGGGAGAAGGAGCGGACCGAGGGAGGAGAUAAGGAGGAAACAUUCGGAGGAAGAGAGGACGGCAGACUGAACAGAGUGCAGAGGCCAAGCAAAUAUUGCAGCGAGUCCACGCUGCGAUAA